AUCAAAAAUGCCGAUAUGUCGGAGGAGAUGCAGCAGGACUCGGUGGAGUGUGCUACUCAGGCAUUGGAGAAAUAUAGUAUAGAGAAGGACAUGGCGGCCCAUAUCAAGAAGCAGUUUGACAAGAAGUAUAACCCCACCUGGCACUGCAUCGUGGGGAGGAACUUCGGUAGUUAUGUGACACAUGAAACCAAACACUUCAUCUACUUCUACCUGGGCCAAGUGGCCAUUCUCCUGUUCAAAUCUGGUUAAAAGCAGGGACUGUGCCACACACCCAGUGA
Eubalaena glacialis (North Atlantic right whale) is the source of this 278-nucleotide messenger RNA. Its product is annotated as dynein light chain 1, cytoplasmic-like. Lineage: Eukaryota; Metazoa; Chordata; Mammalia; Artiodactyla; Balaenidae. Gene Ontology annotation, biological process: cilium assembly; microtubule-based process. Bases 16 to 249 code for a protein of 77 amino acids. Gene Ontology annotation, cellular component: cytoplasmic dynein complex. The record is from RefSeq and is a predicted model, not a curated record. The transcript has a single exon. Gene Ontology annotation, molecular function: dynein intermediate chain binding; dynein light intermediate chain binding.